Messenger RNA from Akanthomyces muscarius, 201 nucleotides. RefSeq lists its product as uncharacterized. The transcript is spliced from 2 exons. NCBI's taxonomy places the organism in Eukaryota, Fungi, Ascomycota, Sordariomycetes, Hypocreales, Cordycipitaceae. Bases 1 to 201 code for a protein of 66 amino acids. The record is from RefSeq and is a predicted model, not a curated record.
AUGCAAGCUUCACGGUGUCCUGACUGGCCGGGCUUAAAGUUUGCUGCACCUUUUCAAAUACCUUCUGCCGUCAUCAGCGGGCGCGGGUCUUCCUCCUCCCCCAAGUUCCGACUCUACCAGAGCCCAGCUUCUGCCCUUGGCAGCAAAUCAAAUCGAUCCCAUCCUCAGUUCCAUCGCACGCCUUUUCUUCCUCAUGAGUGA